Messenger RNA from Pseudopodoces humilis (Tibetan ground-tit), 745 nucleotides. NCBI's taxonomy places the organism in Eukaryota, Metazoa, Chordata, Aves, Passeriformes, Paridae. The record is from RefSeq and is a predicted model, not a curated record.
CUUCCCUACGACUUGCUCGACCACCAAUCCCUGCAAAAUGUCCUGCAAUGACCUGUGCUCCACCGCUGGCUCCGGCCUCAUCCGGCCCCAGCCCCUGGCUGACACCGGGAACGAGCCGUGUGUGCGCCAGUGCCCCGACUCCACCGCUGUGAUCCAGCCUCCCGCCGUGGUGGUCACCUUCCCUGGGCCCAUCCUCAGCUCCUUCCCGCAGGAUUCCGUGGUGGGAUCUGCUGGAGCGCCAUUCCUUGGAGCCUCUGGGGCCUCCCUGGGCUAUGGGGGCUAUGGGUCCCUGGGCUAUGGGGGAUUUGGCUCUGGGGGCUAUGGGGGCUAUGGAUCCCUGGGCUAUGGAUAUGGCGGUUAUGGAUCUGGGGGAUAUGGGGGUCUCUGUGGAUAUGGGGGCUAUGGAUCCCUGAGCUAUGGGGGUCUGGGGGGCUACGGGGGGUUCCGGGGCCUGUAUGGCUCCGGGAGAUCCUUUGGCUCUUGGUCCGGCCGCUCCGGCCGCUACGGCCGCGGCAGCUGCGGCUCCUGCUAAACCCCAGGGGGAAAUCCCUUGACUCGGCAAACACUGUUGGAUCCUCACGUGAGCUCCUGAGGAAGGGGCAGAGCACCAGGCUUCACACCGUGGAGUCAGAGCCCCGCAUCCUUUUCGUUUCCUCCUUCCUUCGUUCCGUCUCCUCUUCUGCGCCCCUUCCAGUGGCCAAAUGUGCAGCUCCACCAUCCCACCCUGAAACUCCACCAUCUCCCU